AUGUUCAAAAAAUUCUCAAGGAUAUAUUUAAGCAUUAUAUUGUAAAUUUAAAUAUUAUCAUUAGGGUGAAAUUAGUUUAUUGCUCUUGUGAGGUCUUCAAAACAAUUACUACUCCAAAUACAGGAUAAAGGUUAAUUGAAUAAGAUUUAUCAUCCCUUGUUACUUUAGAUUACGCUUGGGGUGUAUGGACAAAAUAUUCUAAAUUUUAUGUUUCAGUUGACGAUCUUUCCUUGCCAAUCUAAAUUAUGCAUGUUCUCACGGAAAAAAAGUAAGAUAUUACAUAUUUGGUUUAUUACAUAAUUUUAAAUUAAGAAGAGAAAUCAUUCACUCAUUGUAUAUACUUAUUUCAUGGAGGAACUUAUCAAAUAAGAUAAUUAAAGAUAGAUUAAUCAAUUGCAAUUGAAAGUUGGGUUUUUUUGUAUUUUUGUUACUAAGAAUCAUCAUCUAGUUAUAACAAUUUCUUAUAUAUAUAAAAGGAUGACGUAAAUGUAUAAAUGAUAGAAGGAGGGCCUUAUAUUUUAGAAAUAACAGAUUAUAAAGAGUAUUUUCUUGGUGGAUCAUCCAUAGUAAGCAUGUAACUUAAAUUAGUUUACUCCUGCUUUUGAUUCCAAAUAGUAGUUAUUGAAAGAGUUUUCUGGAUAAAUUAGUAGCAUGGAUUUAAGAGAAGGUUCAAGUUACUAUUAUGCUGACAUUCCAACAUUCUUAUAAAACAUAGAGUUAGAUUGCCAAGCAGAAGUGUGUGAAAACGUUAUUGAUAUACUAAUAACAGCAUAUAUGAAGAGUGCAACAAUUUUACGAUAACCUAUAGCCUAUAUUAACAGUAAAUUUAUGUUGUCUGGAUGGGUUAAAUUAAAAGAGGUGGCAGAAGUAAUUUAGUAAUUAUAUUUAGUUAUAAACUAUUGAAAGCGUGUUAUUCAGGGCCACCUUGAGAUAUUCAUACUUUCAAGAUAAAUAUCAAGGAGAUAAAGCGAUAUAUUGGAAGUAUAUUUAAAGUUCCCUGAAUGAAAAUUUAAAUGGAUUUUAGGUAACUACUUAUCACAACAAUGAAUCUGAGAGUUUUAAUUCUUAUUAAACAAAAGAGAGUGAUUCUUGGUUAUAAUUAAACUCAUUUUAUUAUGAAGCAUUAACAUUUUGGCAUUGGUUCGUAUAUUAAGAGGGAGUAGAUGAAGUAAAUAAUAUCAAGUUAUCAAUUUACUUUGGCCAUGGAAAACAAGAAUAAAUAUUCACAAUGAAUUAAUAACAUCAGGAGAAUGCCAAAUUAUAUUUUAAUAUUGGAGGGGACAAUUACAAUAAGAAUUUCAAUGGAUCAAUUCGUGAUUUAACUUUUAGGUAUUGUUAUAAUGAUGAUACUCCUAUUCCCAAAAGUAUUUAAAUUAAUUAUUAAUAGAGUGUCAUAUAUCUUGUAAAGCAUGUUUUGGACCACUAGAAAGUCAUUGUUUGACUUGUGAGGAUGUUUCAACAUCUAAAAGAGAAUUAUAAAAGUCACAAUGUUUAUGUUAGGAAGGAUUUGUGGAUGAUGGAAAUCAAAAUUGUAAACGUAUUAAAUUUCACAUAAUAUUAGCUAGGGGAAAUAUUCUAAAAAAUAUCAACAUAUAAGAAGCCAUAAUUUAAGAACAUUUAGGAUGUCAAAGGUAUUAAUUUAAAGUAAUAAUAAAUGGAAAUUCAUAUUGUUUGGAUUGUCCUGGAGCUGAUAACUCUAUUCGGAAUAUAUUGUAUAGAUUGUAUUUAGAAUCCAAACUUAUGGUAUUUAAAUCCAAGAUGCACAACAGAUUAUCUAAUGCCCUUUUCUAAUGAUACAAAUUAUGUGUUUUUGAAAAAAGAUAGAAAAAUAAAAGAUUUUGAAUACUAUUUAAUCAAUUAGUUGAAUAUCACAUAAUAGCCAGUCCUUGAAUCAUGCUUUGGAUGCUUAGAAUAAACUGAAAGUUCUUUCAAUUUUAUUGAAAAAUAUACUUUAAAUAAAAUCUAAAAGUUUUUAUGCAAGAGUUGUUAUUAAUCAAAUAAUUGAGAAUGUGUUAAAGUAAAUAAGAAUUGUAAUGAAUGCAAUAACUAUCAUUAAUGUAUAAGUUGUGAAUUAAAUUACACUCUAUAUGAUAAUAGAUGUUUAGAAUGUCCCUUAAAAUGUCCCAAUUGUAAAUAGAAUUAAACUGGUUAUUAUUGUAGAGAGUGUAUUACAGGUUAUUAUUUUAAUUAAACACUUGAAUAAUUUCAAUAAUGUGGCUAAUUUUGUAAAGUUUGUAUUUACUCUUCUACUUUGAAUAACCUGUAAUGUGUAAGAUGCAUUCAUGAUUAGGAUUAUUUUAUCUCUGCAGAGAAAUUAAACUGCAAAAAAAAAACCUUACCUAACUGUGAGAUUGAGGUAUCAGAACAUUAUCUAGUUUAUUUUAAUUAAAGUUUAAUGUUAGAAGCUUAAUAAUAUAGUAAUUCUCUAGAUAUUGUUACUUUCAAGGAGACCAUUCCAGUAUUUUAAGUUUGUCUAAAGUGUAAAAAUGGAUAUAUCAAUAAAAUGUUAGUUUAUUAAUAUUAUGAAUGUGCAUCAGUAGAGUCUUAAGGUAACUUUUUACCAAAAGAAUUAAAACUUAAAGUAUUAGAAUCUAAAAAUAAUGAUUUUCAAUUAGCUUUAUAUAGUCUACCAUAAAAUCCUUAACUAAAAUUUGUUAUUAUAUAUGGAGAUCGUGUUAAUUCUUACUCUAGUAUUACUACAAUUUCAAAUCCAAUUACUGGAGUAUUUUGUAAUGAUCCUAAUUGUAUGGUUUGUGUAAAUAACUUCAUUUAAGAAUAAUAAUAUUGUAUGUAAUGUUUGAAUGGAUUCUAUUCGAAUACUUUUUUAGGAAAAUUUUAUUAAUGUCCAUCAACUUGUUCUUCAUGUAUUGAAUAAAACAAAGUUUAUUAAGAUGCUUGGAAAUGGCAAUAUAAAAUUAAUUAUCAUUUUAGAAAUUAUUUAUUAGAUGGUUAGCAUAAUUUCAAUGUCUUUGGAACUAAAUUAGAUAUAGAAAAUUUAGAGGUCAUAUGCACAGCUUGUCCAUAAAAUGGUAUACUUUAUAAUAAUAAAUGCUAUCCAAAAUGCAAUUGUGAUUCCUGCAUUAUAGAAAAUGAUUAAUCAGUAUGCAUUAGUUGUAAUAGUCUAAACACAAAAACAGUUUAUCAUGGAUAAUGUCAUCUUUGCCCUUAAUUUUGUUUAAUUAUGUAGAGAAAUUACUGAAGAAGAAAAGCUUAAAAUUAAUCCUUAUUUCUAACCAGAUGAUAUUACACUAUAGAAAUAUGCAUAGUAAUGUAUAAAACGUUAAUCUGAACCUCCAAAAUCUGGAAUAUUGUACUAUGAUCAUACUUUGGGUUAUGAAAUUAAUUGUCUAAACUCUGAAAAGAAAGAUUGUUAUCUUUACCUAGAAAUUCCAAUUAAUUUAUACUGUUCUAAAUCAAUUUUUGAUUAUUAUUUUUAUAGAUUAGAAACUUCAGAAGAAUAAAAUGAAUUUUUAAGUAAAAAUGCUCUUAUUUCUGAAAUUUUUUCUACACUUAAUAUCAACCAUUUCUCUGUAGAAACUAAUUAUCUAUUUAAUGAACUAAACUAAAAAAGUGUGAAAUUAGUGAGAUACAUCUUAAAUGUAUUACCAAAAACUGGGGAUUGUAUCAUAAAAAAAAAUACAUUUAUUAAAUCGGAAAUCCGUCGAAAUGUCUUCACAGUAUAAUAUUUAGAACUAAUUUUAUAAUCCCCUAGCAGUAGAAUGUAGAUUUAUCUAGAUGACAAUAUUACUUUUUAUGAAUUCACUGCAAUCAAUUUAAAAAAUCUUUAGAUUAUUCCAAAUAAUAAUACUACAUCAUUGAAUAUUAAAAAUUUAUAUAGUAUAUCGGUUUUGUUAGAAGAGAUUUAAAUAAAGAAUAUCAAUUAAAAUUAAUUUAAAAUAGCAAUCUAAAAUCCAAAUAAUAUAAAAAUAAAUGAUUUUUAAAUUUUAGAUUCUAAAUUAGAUAAUCUUAAUGGAAUCAUUAAUUAUUACUUUACUCAAAAUUUAACAAAGACUUUAGUAUUUUAAAUUGAUUAAUUUAUAAUAUCAAAUUGUUUUAUAACUAAUUCAAAAUUAAUAGUUUAAAUUUUGGAUACAGGAUAAAAUAAUCAACUACUUAAAGUCAAUAAUUUUAAGUCAUUAAACAAUAAAUAUAUAUCAUCAAUUACUUUCUACACUUAAUUUAAUAAUUCAAAUAGAGAAUCCAUAUUCAAUAUUGAAUAAUUUAAUUCUGAACAUGAUGAAUUAACUAAUUCAAGUCUAUUUAAUAUACCUGGAGUAUUAAAUGUUGAAUUAAUAAACAUUAUAGUUUCUAAUGGUAAAUUUAAUUCUCAAGUCUAAUUAUUUAAACUACCUCUAUUCUCUAUUGACAAUAAGUUAAUAUCAAACAAUAACUUCAAUAGUCCUGAUAAUGUUGUAAUAACAAAUAAAGUAGAUGCUUUAUACAAAGAUAACAUCAAAUCAAAUAAAGUUUCAUUAAAUUCAAUAACAUUUGACAAUAAUAAUUAUAUUGGAAGUAAAGUGUUCUUAGAAUUAGAGCAAAGUGAUCAAUUUUUUGAUUUAAAAGUUAAUAUUAAUGGAUUGACAUUACAUACUAAUAAAUUUACUUAACAAAAUUACAAAGGUUCAGUAAAUUCAGCCAAUUCUUCUCUUUAUUUUGAUGUAAAGGAAAUUUAUAUGGAAAAUGUUAAUAUUAUUAGAACUUUCACUCUUCCAGAGAUAUCUAUUGUUAAUGUUGAUAAAAUAGUGUUUAAAAAUAUAAGAGCUACAUUAGAUUAUGAAUUCAAAAUUAAAUUGUUUCAUUAAUUCGUUUCUUGUCUAUAAUAAAACUAAGAUAUUGGGUAUGGUAGUAUGAUCUAGUUAUAUAAUGUUAAAUUAAUUUAAAUUGAUAAACUUGAAAUUACAGGUUUAAUAAUAAUUAAUUUACCGAUUAUAACAUUAAAAUCAUUAGAAAGAACAAAUUUUAGACAAUCAGAGAAAAUAGAAAUGAAAUACCUUAAUUUGACAAACAAUACAAUUAUUCUUACUAAAUUGUCUGAACAACCUUGUGUUAUUAGCAUAAUAUCUGAAUAAUAAUAAUAAAUUGAUUUGUAAGAUAUUUAUACCUUUAAUAAUCAUCAUCAUACUUAUUAAGAAGAUUAACUAUUCAAGUAAUCAUCAACUAUUUAUAUAAAUAGUCCUAAUUCUAAAAUUAUAUUAAUUAAAUCUAUAUUUGAAAAUAAUAUUAUCACUAAUAAUUAAGGAUCUAAUCUUGUAUUUAAAUGUGGAAAUUUCUAGAUGGAGGAUUGUUAUUUUAAUUCUUAAAAUGAUUUAUAAUAUUAAUAUUUAAAAGAUCGUUUAAUUUGGGGAUAUUAAUAAAAUGAAAUAAUUUUUAUUGAGAAUUUGCAUUCAAUUUUUCCUAUUAAAUCAAAGGG
This is a messenger RNA of Paramecium pentaurelia, 5410 nucleotides long. The record is from the annotation of a GenBank genome assembly. Lineage: Eukaryota; Ciliophora; Oligohymenophorea; Peniculida; Parameciidae.